AUGGCUAAGCGGAAGAGAGAACAAUCUUCCAAAGAUACUCAAGCUUCUGCGAAGCCGGCGAAAGUUGUCAAACCAUCCACAGCUCAGAAUGUGGUCUCGUCUGAUGCGGCCAGUCCUGCGGUCACUUUGCAGAUAGUCACUGGCUCUUAUGAGCGGGUGCUACAUGGCUUUACUGCUGCUGUUUCUCUGGCCUGCUUCAACUCUACGGAUUCUGAUGAAGCUGAAACCGACAAAAAUCUAGUUCAAUUCGUUGAUACUUUCCUGUUCGAAGCUCAUGCGUCUGCUAUCCGUUGCCUUGCUUUGUCUCCGGUGCCAAAGAAAGAUUCUACCGAACCACCCAAAGUCAUCUUGGCCAGUGGAGGCACGGAUGAGCGAAUCAAUCUCUACUCGCUGUCUGCCGCUCCUCCAACGGUGAAUGAGCAUUAUCCAACUGUUCCGACCCUUGCUGGAAAUAAAGUCCUCGAGAACCCGAAAAACCGAGAACUUGGCUCUCUUCUUCACCAUAGUGCUUAUAUCUCCGCGUUGCAUUUUCCUUCACGCUCCAAGUUAUUGGCUGCUGCGGAGGAUAAUACCAUUUCUGUCACGAAGACUCGCGACUGGACAGUUGUCUCUACUAUCAAGGCCCCGCGUCCCAAACUCCAGGGGAGACCAAGUGGUGACACUGCGCCGCCCGGAGGCGCUCCCUCGGGAGUCAACGAUUUCGCAGUGCAUCCCAGUAUGAAGCUCAUGCUCUCUGUUGGUAGAGGAGAAAAAUGCAUGAGACUUUGGAAUUUGGUGACAGGAAAGAAGGCUGGGGUGUUGAACUUUAGCAAGGAAAUCCUGCAGAGUGUGAAGGAAGGUCGCUGGAGCACUGGCGAAGGCAGAAAGAUUGAAUGGAACUCAAAGGGUGAAGAGUUCGCAGUUGCAUUUGAAUGGGGAGCCGUCGUCUUUGGAAUAGAUUCGACACCCGUUUGCAGGGUGCUACCAAGUCCACGAAGCAAGGUGCAUCAGAUGAAAUACGUCGCCCUUGAUCCCUCUGCGGAAGACGGCGAGGAGCUGCUUGCUGUCUCCACAGAGGAUGGCAGAAUCAUAUUCUACUCAACUAAGAAGUUGCAGAAGGCUGCAGAUGACGACGAAUCUCCAAUUCCUUACGCUGAAGCUGUUGCUGAGCUCGGUGGCAGGGCAUCUGGCUUUCCUGGCAGAGUCAAAGAUUUCGAGAUCUUGAAUGUGGGAGAGGAGUCCACCGCACAGAAGGGCGAUCUUCUUGUGGUUACCGGGAACAGCGAGGGUCUUGUGCGCGUAUGGAUGCUGCGCGCGAAUAGUCUCAUUCGUAAUACGAAGGAGAAGCCGAAGCCGGGGGCUUCUGAUGACAAGAGCCAAGGAUCAAGGAAUCUGCAGGUUGGAAAACUCUUGAACGUCUAUGAGACAGGGAAUAGGAUAACCUGCCUCAGGGCCUUCGUCAUGCUACCUCCAGACCCAACGCUUGAUGAUUUUGAAGAGAGCUCGGAAAACGACAUUGAGGAGGACGAAGAAGAGGAGUCCUCCGGCGAAGGGAGUGACGAAGAAUGA
Molecule: messenger RNA, 1548 nt
Organism: Aspergillus pseudoviridinutans
Lineage: Eukaryota; Fungi; Ascomycota; Eurotiomycetes; Eurotiales; Aspergillaceae
Product: putative 60S ribosome biogenesis protein Mak11
Exons: 2
Coding region: 1-1548 (515 amino acids)
Molecular function (GO): protein binding
Source: RefSeq, a predicted model, not a curated record